UCGGCGUUUUCUUCGUCUAAAGUGGAUGUAGACUGAUUUUACCGAGCGCUCCGUUGCCUGGGGUGGGCAUUUGGCGACGGGUAGCUCCAAACAUUAGUUUUCCAGUGCCAAGGAGGACGAUAUAAGGAAUCACAAUCAGAGGGUACAAUCAUUACAUUGUUGAAUUUUCAACAGAUACGCAUCAAGAAAUUCGUCUCAGAUUGACUGGAGUUAAAAACGUUUUCAUUUUGAGUAAAUUCAUGUAGUACGUAUUUCUUCCUUCGAGAAAUCGGCAUUAAAGCUAGCUGAUCCUUUAAAGAACCGUGUGACCCUUUUCAUCAUCUCGGCGUCUCAAAGACAUUUAAUUAAAUAAGGAAUCUUUGGUUCGCAACCAGUAACAAAUGAUAAAGAUAACAUACUAAAACUACUUCAAUAAAGUUAUCUUUUUUUGGAGGAGCUGUGCAUUUAAGAUCACCGAUUAACUGCAUAUGACAUUUAUCGCCCGCUAAAUACAGACCGGAGACGAGUCUGUGUUAAUCUGUUUCAACCUAGAUGGCUGGAAGUAAAUGAACAUUGACUCGCGGGAUACACACAGCAUCUGUGCAGAUUUUUAUUAGCAGUUUGGAGAUGCCAGUACCAAUAGCCAUUUGAUCAUUGAUUAAAAAGACAGUUUAAGCUACCAUCGGCUGAUGCGUAUGUUGCUGUAACUGCUGCUAAAACAUUUCGAAUGAACCAGGAACUGAAAACAAUUAUCCACGGCCCUUCAGAAAUGUUGUCGUCUGUAUUAAGAAAGAGGGGGAAACACUACUUUUAAUUGACUUCAUGAUAGGAGGAAAGAAAGCUUCUCCGAGUGUCGAUUUCCUUUUCAACAAUACAUUAACCGACUAGUGUCACGCUGCUUGUUCACACCAAGACGAAGCAGACACCACGGGGCCCCAGUCGGUCAGAACUCUUAAGCGUGCUCAUGAAUUUCGGAAUGAUAUUAAAUUCACAUCACGUGUGCUAAAAGAAAACACUUAUGAAAAUACGGCUUUCUGAGCGAUCCAUUUUGACGUUCAUGACCUUAAGAAAUGAAAAGUCUGCGUUUAUCAUGUCUGUGUGCUACGCCAUGGGUAUAUGCUUAUUUGUAAUAUUCUAAGCAAGACUGAACUUGCUGAAAAUCAGAUCCCAUUACCUUUACAUGUGACUGACAAGGGAAGCUGGGAAACAUCUUCAGACAUCGAAUCAAUCGUAAUCGGUAGCGAAGGAAGUUUAAAAACACUUCUCCCCCAGUUUGUUCUCGACUCCCUUAAACUUGACACUUACCCGUCUUGAACUUUGUGCAUUCCAUUACCGGAGUGAAGUAGAACGUGUCUUGAGACCUACCUGCCAACACCUUAAUCUGACACUUCAAUCGAAAUUAACAGGCAAGCACCGGUAAAAGCGGUCAAUCCAUGCACCAGAGACUGUCAUUUGUGUCACAUCCGAAAUGGACUCCUUUCCGUAAGCACAAAUGAUUCUCCGCCAUAUCUUGUUAUCUAGAGCAAUUUCGCAAAUCGAUCAGCGGAGACUUUCUCGAUAUAAGCACGGGUUAGCUGUACUACCUUGAACAAAACAUAAUCGCCGAAUGAUCUCGACCGAUGAGAAGUGACUGAUUUGGACAACAUCCCGGACAUUGCAUAGACAUCUCACUCGGACAUCUGAAGAUACUAGCACGACUAAUAUUACAUAGGAAUAGAUCGUUACAGAGAAAACAACGCAACUUCAAUACUUUAUGCUAUUUACCAUUUACCCAGUUUAAAAAUAUCAUUUUAUGAUAUCAUUUUGUAAGGAGUGUUUUCGUCUCCUCUAAAUAUAUCAAAUAAGAUUUUUAAUUCUUGAACAUGAUUUCCCCCUUUCCAACAAGAAAAGCUGAAAACUAAGACUGGCAUAUUUUUAUUUUUCAAUUCACUUGAUUUCACAGUUUGGCAUUUCUCCUUGAUCAUGUUGAUGUACUUCGCAUAGAAUGGCACACACAUUUUUUCUCCUCGAGCUGCAGUGAGCACGGACACAGGAAAUUAAACGACACGUUUGCUUUGAAAUUGUUAAUCACUUUCAAAUCGCAGAUGCAUCAAUCAAGGAUAGGGUAGAGCAGUUACUCCAGUCUUGGCGAAGACUUUUGACGAGCGCUAUUUGUAGACAUACACAUGCAUUGAAGCUGUAUGCAAACCGUGAUAUAGCUGGGGUGAUAGCAUAUCAGAAUGGAUGAGGUAAAGUUCACCCCUCCUACGGACUACGAAUCCUCAUCGGAAGCUCUUAAUUUGUUUGAUGUCGGUUUCUCCAAUGCAUCUGAAAACGACACGCUUCCACUCCCUAUCCCCUGUCAUCUACCAGAAGCCCCAAUCGCAGUUAAGGGCUUCAUUGGUCUCCUAACCACCAUUAUCGUCAUCCUUGGAGUUUUUGGAAAUGUCCUCGUUUGUCUGGUGGUCAUUCGGCGUCCAAAGAUGCGAACUGUCAUCAAUAUCUUUAUUUGCAAUCUCGCCAUCUCGGACUUGAUAUACGCCGUCUUGGGAUUUCCCAUGAACAUCACGGCGUACUUAAGCUUCGUAUGGGUACUUCCUAGUUUUUUGUGCAAAGUUUCAGUUUAUGUCCCAGCUGUUAUGAGUUUCGUGUCGACACUUACUUUAUCCGCCAUCGCUGUUGACCGCUUCUGUCUCGUGGUCUAUCCACUUCUCAAGCCUAUCAACAAGACAAGAUGUUACAUAGCUCUGGCUAUUAUCUGGUUGAUGAGCACAAGUCUUACUCUACCUAUUCCAAUCUUUACCGACAUUGCCGAUCUGAGUAUCUACUUCGGGCAAAAAUUUGUACUAUGUCAAGAAACGUGGCCAUGGGCCAUUCGCCAUGACCGAAAGCGGUACAGCACUGCUAUGUUUCUUAUCCAGUUCUUUUAUCCUCUGCUUCUGGUAUCAAUUGCUCAUACGUGUAUAUCUAUAAAGCUGAGUAGAAAUGUGCGACCGGGAAUGCGUGGCCGGGACAGUGAGGUUAGGGAAAAUCAUCGUCGGCAACGAAUGAAUCGCAUGUUAUCGGCAGUGGUCAUUGUUUUCGUGGUUUGCUGGUCGCCGCUAAACAUUUUUCUUCUCUUGCAUGAAUUUAAAGUAUCUAUACCAUGCUUAUGGAUGAUGAUCUCUCAAUUGAUCGCAGGAAGCAGCAUAAUCAUGAACCCCAUCCUUUACGCCUGGUUGAAUGAUAAUUUCCGGAAGGAAUUCCAUCGUCUGUUGCCUUUCCUCACUUGUUUAGAGGACCUUAUGCCUGCUGUAUCCAACAAGAGUACAACAGGAGCAGUGUCCGGGUCUAACAUCAAUGGGAACCUCAAGCGUAAGGAACGACCCACCGGAGCAACCUACCUCCAACCCACAGCGGCUGAGAGUACCGCUUCAGGAGCUACUCCUAUUCUCAACACCCGCAAACUUGCUGUAGAGGAUACAACCAUGUAAUGCCGCCAUUGCUUCUGUUUGUUUUGCUAGGAAAGGACUAGCCAUAGGAACAUGAUUGAACGACUUUUGUGGACGACUCUUCACGAGGGAAAAUGUCGAACGUUUCAUUGAUACAGUGUUGAUCUUUGUCACUGAAGUGACGAUGUCUCUUAAACGUAUUUCUUCCUCAAGCGGUGCAUGAAUUCACGAUGCAGCUGUGUCCUUCGCACCACCUAGCAUAGGACCUGGAAAAUGGAUACAAUACCAAACUUAAACAUACUGAUAUGUUCUUGUACGUUGAGCAUGAGGAAAAUAUGUCAAUCUGACUUAAUGGGCAUGAGACACUUCGUGGAAAUUAAAAUUAGCAACUGUUAACUUGGAAAUGUCGACAAUCGUCAAUGACAACGGAUAAUUAUACUCUUCUUUGUUUAAAAUGGCAUUGUUAAUCGCGUUCAAUUUCCGUAGACGAACAUCAACGAAAGAAACAAAAUUAAGAGUAACUGACCUAAAGCAUCUACGUAUUGAUUCAUGACGCGCUUAUCCUGCGAUAAUUUGUUGAACUCAACUGUAAUUGUUAUCAGACUUAUUUCUUUAGAUUUUAUUUUGUCUUUUAAAUUGCUUUCGUUUCUUCGUUUUUUAUUUCCAAAGAGACCCAUAUUGCCUUUAAGGAACUCGUCGCAGUGGAAAGGGAUGUGUUAUGUAUGCUAAGUUUCUCCGAUUCAUCAACUUAAUCAACUGCCAAUUUCAACCAUUUUACAUAUUUCGCUAUUGACUUAAAUGCCCUGUAUUUUGUAUACAAACUAUGAAAUAAUGUUUACUUCUAUGAACAUGUACGUCGCCAACGUGGUAAGUUAAACGACUUCACUAAAUGUCCUGUACAAUUCUUGCCAAUGAGUAUAUUUGUUUGCAGUGGGUAGAAAAAAAUACCUCAAAUAAUCCUAAACCAAUAAUUUGCUAAAUGAAGCUUUAUGCUAUCCCUUCAUUGUCGCUUUUUCAGCCAAUUAUCUUGAAUCGCCUUUAAAUUUAAUUUUGCACUCGAGUCUUACAUUCAGCAUUUUACGGAUAUACGUAGACAUUAUAUAGGUACGACAAAGUAAAAAUUUGUUCAAAGGUGAACAAAAUAGAUAGGCCUAGUGAGAACCAACAACGAACAUCGUUUUAUAACUAUAAGUAUUAUUCGCACUGUGUCUUACUCAUGUGUUAUUAUACAGUGAACUUUGUAAUAAUUUGUUUCAAAGUCUAUUGCAUGUAUCAUUGCUAUGACCUAUUUGUAUCAUACGGACAUUUUUUUUUAUGAAGCAAUGAUCUCCAAUAUAUUUUACAACCAACACCACGAUCUGAAGAAUAUUUUAGGGGCACAAUUACUACGUUUUCCAGAAUUGUAGAUUGGGUUGAUUAGAUAAUUGGGAAACUGGUAAAAAAAAGUAAAUUUAAAAUUAUAGCUACUUUUAAUGCAUCCAGUCUACAUUUCACAUUUUCUUCAUGGAAUUGUUGACUUGAACAUCACGGAUGCAAGAAUUCGUAUAUGUGUCGAAAUUCCUACUUUUCAAAUCAUGAUGGUAGGCAGACAUGCUUUUUAGGGCGGUGAAAUACAGACGAUACGUUGAUUUUUGGAGCGUUUUAUUAUCUUACAACUUUAGAGUAAAGGAUCAUGUGCAAUCUGUGGAAAUAGCAGUGUAAUCAUGCAAUUAAAAGUAUCUUAUUCAUUUAUUAGUAUUAUUACUAUUUCUAAAGUUUUUAUUUUUGUUAUUAUUAAAGUGACAUAAGACUACCGUUUCUAAUCUUACAAAAUAACACUUAAGUUUUCAUCGGUCUUUCAAAUACAGUUGGUGAUUAUUUCGCAAACUAUUGGAGUUUGGUAACUUUGACUGUACAUUCAGAAUUAGCUCAGAACGUCUGUAACAUACCAUUCUCCUUAUUUUUAUCAAGGCAAUUACAUACGUGUAAAGUGAUUCCAUUCUCGACCUAAAAGAAAGCCUAAUCUAAUAUCAGGGAAUCUGACAUUUUAAUUGUUUCCCUCACCCAUGCAUGUUUCAGAAUGCAGGAGAACAUAGGUUGAUAUACAAAAAAGUAUGGGAAUAGUGAUAAUCGCUUUGAAACGUUCCCUGGUUCACAGCAAUUCACAGAAAUCUUUAUUCGAUUUUCAGAUACAUGCAAUAAACACCGCUGUUCUGAAAACAGGAAGAAUUGUUGAUGGUUGGCACGCACGCUAACUGCAUCAGACACAGUAAAGAAAAAAAAGGAUGAAAUCAAGAAUGUAGCAUUUAUCCUUGCUUCAUGAUGUGUAUUUGUUUUUAUUAUAUGCUUGAAGAAACUUGAAACCAAAAUACAAAUUGUAUGACUAUCUUCUAAUUAUGUUUUGGGGUAUCUUUAUUCAUAAAGAAAUGUAAAGAGGAAUAUGAUAUGCAAUCAUUAAUGGAGAUUAAUUUUAACGCUGGAUGUGAACGAUUUGCGAAGGUUAUGAAUGUAGAAGAUAUACAAAGUUCAUCAUUUUAGGCUACCAAAGGUUUCAAAACGUGCGAAGACUCUCGGGAGCAUCACCAAUUGUUCCAUCUUAGUUCGAUAAAAUUCAGAACGAAAUUUUGCUCUUAAUUUCUUCGAAUGGUUUUCCAAUAAUAAAAGAACGUUUCCGAACCUCUGUUGGAGCUCGGUGAUUUUCCGAGUUAUUUUUUCUUCGAUAUUUGCAUCCUUUGCAAAACGUUCGUAUGCUCGUGGGGACUAGGCUUUACCUGCAUAUUUUAGCUGCAGUGGGUGUGAACCACCUGCGAAUUGCAUAUUUUUGUUUAAACGACAACUUUCAGCCACGUAUGAUCAUGAACAUGGGCGGAAAUCUGCCUCCCCAGGUAGGGGGGGACCAGGGGCUGGAAAAUUCGACAAGCAAAAAAACAAACAAACAAAAAACAACCUACAAUGUAAGGUCAAUAUAACCCCCCAAAAAUUGAUGACAAGCACAAAAAAGGGGGUUAUCACCCGAAAUGUCAGGUUGAUUUAACCAAAACAAAAUUGACAACCAAAAAAAAAAGAAAAAAAAAGGUAUUCACCCAAAAUGUAAGGUCAAAAUACGUGUAUUAUUUCAACUGUGAAUGAUGUAUUUUUCUCCAUCAUAAAAGGCCAAAAAUAGUAGGACAUUUGAUAUUGUGUCCCCCCUACUGUUUUUGAUAGGGGGGGGGGGACACGUCCCCCCUGUCCCCCUGGAAUUUCCGCCCAUAAUCAUGGAAAACUAACGGACUACUAUUCAAUACAUUUCAUGAAAGAUUAUGACAAUCAGGUUACACUGUAAUCGGUAUAUGUAAAUAAAUGAAUAUAUGAAAUAAAUCAAUAAGUACUCACUUUUAAAAUAUGAGUUUAACACAAUGCUUUUCUCAUAAUUUCACAGCGUUUACCGCAUUUAAUUUAGAAUUGGUUAUUUACACAAACUCAGAUAGUUUAUAAUGUUGUUGCUUUAGUCAGGUCCACGGACCGCGGUCACAUACAAACCCUCUAAAUUGGGUGAAUGAAAUAGCACUUGGUUUACUCCAAAUAUAAUUGUCUAUCUAAAGUGCGUGAUAUUUAAAUCAUUCCAGCGGAAAAGGAAAUAUAUACACAUACAUGUAUAUCAAGAUACGUGGUUGCCGACAAAAUUGUAGAAAGCUUUUUUUUUUAAUGAAAUGAUUAAUAACAUGUUGAAUUUCAAAAGAGAAUAUUUGUGCUAAUUGAUUUAUCUCAAUAAUCAAUUACGGUACAAAAAUGUUCGAAAUCGUUUCAGAACUAAUUAUGACGGCUUGGAAAUAAUAAUAGAAGCUGACUUCAUAGACAACCAAAGAACAAUAAACAACGAUUGAGGCUCCUCUCGUUUGUAAAUCUAAACAUUUCAUGGCGAGACGCUGUGGUUUCAUUUCUUGUAACAGGUACCGAAAUCGAUUUAUUUAAUCUGCAGUCAGUCAUCUUGUACACGAUGAAAAUACUGUUCUGCGUUUGCCUGAAAUUUAUAUUGCCUUUAGAAAGCUUGCCCUGGGUAAUUCCAAUAUGUCACAGUACACGAUGACCCUACCAAUUACUUUAACUAUUUUGUUACUCUUUAUGGCUUUUAUUUAUUAAUAUUAACCAGUCAUUAUCACAUACACAUGUAGAUUAGUUCAUAAAAAAAAAAUUAUAUUUCAACUUGAGCAUAUUAAAACACGAAUUUGAUAUCCUUAAUGGUUAUUGUAUUACACUAAAUUUGAUAUCCUUAAUGGUUAUUGUAUUACACUAAAUUUUAGUAGACUGUGUCAUUUUUAAUUGAAACUAUAAAAAACUGUAAUGUCCCAGUAUCAAUCUCCACUUGGCAUGGUUAUUGAAGCGGGCAUGCAUAUACAACGUCGGUUAUAUUUAUGCACCAACGUGAGCGGAGAGAAUAUUGGUAAGCUAUGAACGUUCCUCUCAGUGCGUAAUUUAGUUGCGAUUAUGUUAUUAUGCAUAAUUGGUAUGCCAUACAGAUAACAUGUAUAAUCGUUUAUUUAUUAUGGUAUUUCAACGAUACACCGAGGAUAAUCACUUUUCAAAAUGAUUAAAAUUUGUUGUGAAUACUAUUUUUUAUACAAAGGAAAUAUCAUCUAAGAAUAAUUGAUCGAUUGUCAUUAUGUGUUAUUAUAUGUUUUAAUUGGUAUUUUGUAUUGUGGUCAAUGUAAAUACUGAGAAUAUGAUAUUCGUUUAUGUUCAGUUUCUUGGUAUUCGAACAGAAGUUCGCUGUUGCAUAGACGCUUCGGUUAUCGUCUUAAACUAUUAUAAAUAACAUGCAUGUAUCUAUUAAAAGAAAUAAAGAGCGGGAGAAA
Messenger RNA from Lytechinus pictus (painted urchin), 8200 nucleotides. Its product is annotated as neuropeptide Y receptor type 2-like. Gene Ontology annotation, cellular component: neuron projection; plasma membrane. Bases 2199 to 3431 code for a protein of 410 amino acids. The record is from RefSeq and is a predicted model, not a curated record. Gene Ontology annotation, molecular function: neuropeptide Y receptor activity; neuropeptide binding. Lineage: Eukaryota; Metazoa; Echinodermata; Echinoidea; Temnopleuroida; Toxopneustidae. Gene Ontology annotation, biological process: G protein-coupled receptor signaling pathway. The transcript has a single exon.